ACCAUCCAGGAGAUCCAUCCAGAGGAUCAAGGCGAACCCGGCGGCUACCUCCUUCCCCUGGCUCCGAACCCUAGUCCUCCCCUUCGCCAUUUUGUGUAUCGAAUCAAGCUUGUAUCCCAGAUAAUUGCCACAGCUUAAUAGAUCCGCGAGCAGUACCUAUCAGGGAAGCCCUAGACGGAGCCAGAGCCCGACGGAUCAAGAUCCCCGGGCGCCGCUGGGAAGCGUAGCCAGCCGAAAUCUCUUGACCCUGCCUCGCCACUCUGUCCUGCCCCCCGGCGCUGAGAUGCAGAACCCUAGCAGCAAUCACCCUGCCCCGGCCGCGGCAGCGGCGGGGAAAUCCAAGUCCUCGGGGCAGGCCGCGGCAGCGGCCUCGGGCCAGGGCCAUCAGCCCUCCCCGGCCACGCCUGCGGCUGCCAAGUCCAAGUCCUCGGCCGCGGCAGGGGCCUCGGGCCACGGUCACAACUCCUCCCCGGCCACGCCGGCGGCCGGCAAGUCCAAGUCCUCGGCGCAUGCCGCGGCGCCGGGCCAGGCGUCCUCCUCCAACCAACCCCACGCCGUCGGCGGCGCUGACGCAGCCGCAUCGAGCCUUAAGCGCAAGCGCGGCGUCUUCCAGAAGGACCUGCAGCACAUGAUGUAUGGGUUUGGGGACGAUCCAAAUCCACUUCCAGAAACAGUUGCACUUGUGGAGGACAUUGUUGUAGAAUAUGUUACUGACCUCGUCCACAAGGCUCAGAAUGUGGCUUCAAAGAGGGGGAAGCUCUUGACAGAGGAUUUUCUUUACCUUAUCCGAAAGGAUAUGCGUAAACUGCACCGCGCUACCGAGUUACUCUCCAUGAAUGAAGAGCUCAAGCAAGCAAGGAAAGCUUUUGAUGUGAAUGAAGAAACACUAGUAGUAACCAAUGAGUGAUAUAUGCAUCCUUGAGCAGCCGCACAGACUACCAUGUUAUCUGCAAUAUUGCACUAACUGGUCAGACGAUGCAAUUGCUCCAGUUGGAUGCUCAUCCAUUUGUAUAUGGAGUACUAUUACCACGUGACAUGGUAAGCAAUCCAAACUAUUCGUUAAAAAAGAAGAGUUUGUUGCCUGUCAAGUUGGCGUCAUGUAGCACUUUCCACUGUGAUGAAUGGAUGGUUGUACGCUUUGCCCAGUCAUACUAGGCAUAAAAAUCUGGUUGUCAUCUUUUGAUAUCAGGCACUAUCCGCCC
This is a messenger RNA of Triticum dicoccoides, 1202 nucleotides long. RefSeq names its product transcription initiation factor TFIID subunit 13-like. The record is from RefSeq and is a predicted model, not a curated record. Gene Ontology annotation, molecular function: protein heterodimerization activity. Lineage: Eukaryota; Viridiplantae; Streptophyta; Magnoliopsida; Poales; Poaceae. Bases 284 to 907 code for a protein of 207 amino acids. Gene Ontology annotation, biological process: transcription by RNA polymerase II. The transcript is spliced from 5 exons.